This is a messenger RNA of Clunio marinus, 1302 nucleotides long. Lineage: Eukaryota; Metazoa; Arthropoda; Insecta; Diptera; Chironomidae. The record is from the annotation of a GenBank genome assembly.
AUGGAUGAAUUUUUGCAUUAUGAACGUUUAGCCCAAGGUUCAGAUAACAAUGCGACUCCACCGGGUCUUAAUUUAGCAAGAACUGGAGAAUACCUAAAUAAUCUGAGACUGGAGGAUUUAAAAAGGCGAAAAUUAACAAAACGUUAUGAAGAUGCGCUAAGUAAUCCAAAUAAUUUUAUUCUAACAUCUCCCUCCUCUCCUGGAACAGCAGCUGCUUCAAAUGCUGCCCAAUCGCCACGUGAUUUAUGCUUAAAUGCUGGAACCAAAAGAGAUCAACUCAUCGAUAAUCUUAGAUCACCUCCACCCUUUUUAUCAAGAAAUCGGAAAGCACGAGAACAGCUUUCACCAUUUUAUCAGAGCCCUCCAGUUAAACUAUCUCGAAGAGAGAAGUAUAAAAAAGCUCUUCUUAAUGAUUUUAAUCAAAGAGCUCAAAACAAUGUGAAAUUCGUUGAUAAUCUCACAUCACCACCACCCUUUUUAUCAAGAAAUCGGAGGGCAAGAGAACAGCUUUCACCAUAUUAUCAGAGCCCUCCAGCACAAACGAGACCAGAAUUCAUGCAAUUUAGUCCCGGUGGGCCAUUUAUGAAUUUUAGUCCUACAAUUCAACAAACUCCAAGUCGUCACACACCAUCUGGUCCAAGAGUCAAUUAUUCUCCACGAGCUGUCCCUUCAACUAAAAAAAUACGAAAAACCUUGAGGUUUACGGAUGAAACUAGAAAUAAUGCGCAUCAAAAUUUAACUCCACCUUCAAUUUCAAUAACACCACCAAAUCGACCUCCGUGUUCUCCCAAAUAUAGGACUCCAACACGAAGAACUGUUGAUGAGGAUUUAAUUGAAUUUAAUCCACUUCAUCCUUGCAUGCCAGCUCCCAAACCUCCUAGUUUACCAUCCCCUCUUCGACCAGUACCAGUCAAUAUGGUUAUCCAAAGACACCAAGAUGAUAACAGUGCUCAGAACCAGGUACGAGAACCUAUUCGACAAGUACCAGUAAAUGUUCAAAGAGACCAAGGCCAAAACAGAGCUCAGAACCAGGAACGAAAAGUUAUUCGAGAAAUAACAAUAAAUGUUCAAAGAGAUCAAGAUCAAAACAUUGUUCAGAACCAGGUACGAGAGACUUUUCGACAAGUACCAGUAAAUGUGGAUGUCCAAAGAGACCAAGGCCAUAACAGAGCUCAGAACCAGAUGCCAGAACCUAUUCGACCCUUCAACGAUAAUGAACGCGAAUUUCUGAUUCGACGUUUAGUAAUGAACGGAGUUAAUCAACUACGAGCUGCCCAAAUGGUUCUCGGUGGUAAAAAAUGA